GGAGUAAAUUUAUCCGCUAAACAGCCAAACCCUAAAUACCGGAGCUCUACAUUUUUCAGUUGGGAUUGGAUUUCAACCGUGAACAAGAGGGGGAGAGAGAGCCAUCGAAGGAUUGAGAGAAGAGAAGCGGAGGUUUCAGAAACCCUAAGCGCCUUAAGCUUCACUGGAAAUCGCAAGCGUCAUCCUCGACAGCCAUGGAUGCUAUAAGGAAACAGUUGGAUGUGCUGAUGGGAGCAAAUCGAAACGGAGAUGUAAGGGAGGUGGAUCGGAAUUACUUCGACCGUGAUGUCUGCCGUCUCUUCCUCUCCGGCCUAUGUCCUCACGACCUAUUUCAACUCACCAAAAUGGAUAUGGGACCAUGCCCAAAGCUGCAUUCAUUGGAGUUGAGGAAAGAAUACGAGGAAGCAAAAUCAAAGGGUGUUGAUAACUAUGAUAGAGACCUGGAGGAUGUUAUCGACAGGCUGAUUGUUGAGUGUGAUAGGAAAAUAACCAGAUCCCUCAAACGGCUAGAUGAAGAGGAUGCCAAAGCUGCCAUAGCCAUAUCAGUUUCUGAAGUUACUCAACAGACAGAAGAGGUUCUUGAACUGUCAAAGCAGAUUAAGCAAAAGUUGAAAGAAGCUGAUCAAUAUGAUCUUGAAGGCAAGACAGAUAUGAAAAUCCGUGUUCUUGAAGAGGUUGAAGAACUCAGAACCAAGAGAGCUGACAAACAGGCAAUGCUUCUUUUGGAUGCCUUUAACAAAGAUCGAGCAUCUCUACCUCAGCCACUUCAAAACCCUCCACAAUUAGCACCCUUGCCUGCUGCUGCCGCAGAUCCACGCAUACAGGAAAUGAUAAAUGAGAAACUUAAGAAAGCAGAAGAUCUUGGUGAGCAAGGGAUGGUUGAUGAGGCACAGAAGGCACUAGAAGAGGCUGAAGCUCUUAAGAAGCUGCCAGCACGGCCAGAACCAGUUCUUGAUUCCUCAAAGUACACAGCUGCUGAUGUGCGCAUUACUGAUCAGAAGCUGCGUGUUUGUGACAUUUGUGGAGCAUUUUUAAGUGUUUAUGACAGUGAUCGUCGUUUAGCUGACCAUUUCGGAGGAAAGCUCCACUUAGGUUAUAUGCAAAUCCGAGAGAAGCUGGCUGACCUUCAGGAAGAGAGAAACAAAAAACGAAAAGCCCAUGAAGAAGUGAGAAGAUCUAGAGAACGAAAUAGCCGGGACCGUGAAAGCGAACCAACCAGGGACCGAGGUGAAAGCCAUGAACGAGGGAGAGAUUAUGAUCGUAAGAACAAAGAGCGUGAUAGGCACUAUGACCGAGAUCGCAGCUACGAUAGGGAGCAUGAUAGAGAGAGGGAGCACUCUCGCAGCUAUGAUUCUAGGAGUCGUCGCAGAUCACGGUCAAGAUCCAUAGAACGCUCAAGGAAUUACAAUCGCCACAGGCGAUACUGAUUGCUACUAGCUCAACCACUGUGCAUGGUGCAGCUGAAAGGGAUGGGAGGAGGGAUUCAUUCUGAUACCUGUUCGAUCUUGUACUCAGGAGAGUUUGUGGAUUUUCAUGAAUGACUUCAUUUAAAUUAUUCCUAGUAGAUUUUAGUCGUUUCAUGGAUUGCUAGCAUAAGUCAAGAUUUGAAAAACAUACAUCUCUUUUCUAUUGCAGUAAUAUUUAUAUUUUUAGGAUAAAUGCGAAGUGGAAUGAUGAUGAU
Ipomoea nil (Japanese morning glory) is the source of this 1681-nucleotide messenger RNA. Its product is annotated as U1 snRNP-associated protein usp106-like. The transcript is spliced from 13 exons. The record is from RefSeq and is a predicted model, not a curated record. Gene Ontology annotation, molecular function: mRNA binding. NCBI's taxonomy places the organism in Eukaryota, Viridiplantae, Streptophyta, Magnoliopsida, Solanales, Convolvulaceae. Gene Ontology annotation, cellular component: U1 snRNP; U2-type prespliceosome. Bases 195 to 1427 code for a protein of 410 amino acids. Gene Ontology annotation, biological process: mRNA splice site recognition.